Panicum virgatum (switchgrass) is the source of this 501-nucleotide messenger RNA. Its product is annotated as late secretory pathway protein AVL9-like. The record is from RefSeq and is a predicted model, not a curated record. Lineage: Eukaryota; Viridiplantae; Streptophyta; Magnoliopsida; Poales; Poaceae. The coding region runs from base 10 to 501 and encodes 163 amino acids. The transcript has 3 exons.
GCAAGAUCAAUGGAAAUCUCAAGGGUUCUUUAUUAUUUUAUCUUCGCAGGAUCUGUCUCUGGAGCCUCAUGUAAAGAUGAGGCUGCUAAUAAACAAAGGAAUAAAGACGACCACAAUGAUGGCGGUUCAAAUGAUGGGGCCAACGACCGAAAGAAGACCAACAAAGCCAAACCAGCCAGCAAACAAUCAGUAUCUGCUGAACCAUCAUCACACAAAGAUCAGUCUGGUGAUAAAUCUAAAGGUGCGUCAUCCAAGGAUGAUGAUAAAGGUGCAAAGGACGACGAUAAAACAGCAAAGGAUGACGACAAAGCAUCAAAGGAUGAUGUUAGCAUCAGAGAUGAUGGAAAGCAAGAUUUUGAUGAAGCACGAUCACCUAAAGAUGAGGCUGGUGACAAUUAUCAAGGCACACCACGCAGUACGCAAUCGGGCACACUCGGGCUGAGCAUUCGGGAGGAACCGAUCGGUUCGGUUCCUCGGUUCCUACAGAACUUCGGUUCCUAG